AGAAGUUACUUUAGUUACCAUAUUGAACGCCAAUGUCUCCCGCGAUGGCAAUGAUUGAUCAGAGGAAUGAAGAAGAUCAUAUAAUAGAAAGUGAAUAUCAUAAAGGAGUGAAGAACAUGUAUGAAAAAGGUUAUCUUCACAAAGUUCCAAAGAAGUAUAUAUUUCCAGCCUCAGAAAGACCCACCACUAGUAUGAAUGAUUCCAAUUCUCCCAAGGAAAAUCUUCAGCUACCUAUCAUUGAUUUUGCGGAACUUAUUGGUCCAAAUAGGCCACAAGUUCUUCGAUCCUUAGCCAAUGCUUGUGAACAAUAUGGAUUUUUCCAGCUAGUGAAUCAUUCCAUAUCAGAUGAUAUAACAAGAUGCAUGAUAGAUGUGAUAGGAAGGUUCUUUGAUCUUCCAAUGGAGGAGAGAUCUAAGUAUAUGACAACUGAUAUGAGAGCAGCUGUGAGAUAUGGAACCAGUUUUAGUCAAACAAAAGACUCCGUGUUCUGUUGGAGAGAUUUCUUAAAACUCAUUUGUCAUCCUUUGCCCGAUUUUGUUCCUCAUUGGCCUGCUUCUCCAUCGGAUUUUCAAGAAGUGGUUGCCACCUAUGCAAAAGAAACCAAACAAUUGUUCAUGGCAAUAAUGAAAGCUAUUCUAGAAAGUUUAGGAAUUAUGGAAGACAACCAAGAAGAGAUGACAAAAGAAAAGGACAAUAAUGAUAAUAAUAAUAUUAUGAAAGAAUUGGACAAUGGAAGCCAAAUGUUGGUCACCAAUUUCUAUCCACCAUGUCCUGAACCAGACCUAACCUUAGGAAUGCACCCUCAUUCUGAUUAUGGCUUCCUCACAUUACUUCUUCAAGAUGAAGUUGAGGGUUUGCAAAUUCAAUUUCAAGACAAAUGGCUCACGGUUCAACCUAUUCCCAACGCUUUCGUCGUCAACAUUGGCGAUCAUUUAGAGAUAUUUAGCAACGGAAAAUACAAGAGUGUAUUACAUAGGGUUUUGGUGAAUGAAGUUAAGAGUAGAAUAUCUAUUGCUUCACUGCAUAGUCUUCCCUUUAACUGCACUGUGAAACCGUCGCCCAAACUCAUUGAUGAAGAGAAUCCAAAGCGUUACAUGGACACAGAUUUUGGUAGCUUUCUUGCGUAUGUGUCCACCAGAGAAACCAAGAAAAAGGAUUUCCUAGAAUCGAGAAAAUUGACAAAUUCAUAAUUAUUGAGCAAACUAAUUAGUAAUGGAAUAAGAGUUAUAGGUAAUUAGACAUUGAAGUGAUCAAAGUAGCAAGAGAGAGAUACAAUCUGUCACCAACCACAAUGUAUUAUAUAUAUUGAGUCAUGCUAUUUGUUACUAUGUUUUUUUGAAACAAAGUAGAAGAAUCAACACUUGUCAAUGGGUUAAAGAAUAAUAAAUAUUGAUAAAAAAAAAAUUGUUGGAAAUCACAAGAGUAGUGGUAGUUAAGAGCAGUGGAGGUUUGUUCCUUGCAAUUCUUAGUUUUACAAUUCGUAAAACUAAGCAUUUCUAUUAUAUUGUUAUUGUAUUCAUGAUCCUUCUUUGUGUGAAAAUUCUAUUAUUUUUGAAAAAAAGAAUUGAAAAA
Messenger RNA from Lathyrus oleraceus (garden pea), 1572 nucleotides. RefSeq names its product probable 2-oxoglutarate-dependent dioxygenase SLC1. NCBI's taxonomy places the organism in Eukaryota, Viridiplantae, Streptophyta, Magnoliopsida, Fabales, Fabaceae. The transcript has 4 exons. The record is from RefSeq and is a predicted model, not a curated record. The coding region runs from base 33 to 1190 and encodes 385 amino acids.